CCCCCCAGGCGCCCAUCCAUGCUCCCCCAGCCGUCCCCAUCCGCCCCAGGCGCGCCUCUCUCGCGCACAGCAGCAGCAGCAGCAGCCUCUGCUGCGGCCCUUAAAGCCCUGGGGCCCGAUGUGUGGCGCCUGAGCGGCAAGCUGCACGUGCUGGCCUUGCUACUGCGGGCAGUGUUCGGGGAGAAGCAGGGGCGAGGGGGAGCGAGGGGAGUGCCGAGUCUAGUGUUACUGAUGGUAGCAGUAACAGCCGCGUUCAGGACAGUGGUGGCAGUGGCGGUGGUGGUGGCAGUGGGGAUAAAGUGGUGAUAGUGUCGAAUUUCACACGGGCGCUUGAUGUGAUUGAGGCCAUGUGCGCAUCCCACGGGUGGAAGACCACGCGUCUGGACGGCAGCACGGAGGCAGCGACGCGGCAGGCUCUGGUGUGUGCGUUCAACGCGGGGCGGGACGGCAGCCGCUGCUUCCUGCUCUCGUCCAAGGCGGGCGGCGCUGGCCUCAACCUUGUGGGCGCCAACCGCCUCGUGCUCUUCGACCCCGACUGGAACCCUGCCAAUGACAAACAGGUGGGGGAGGGCCAUGGCGCGAGUAUGGAGGGACGGGCAGAGCAAGCCUGUGGUGAUCUACCGCCUGCUGGCCACGGGCAGCAUAGAGGAGAUCUUUCAGCGGCAGCUGAUGAAGGGCGAGUUGGCCAGUGCGGUGGGCGAUGGCAGCACUCAGCAGGGCUGUGCCAGCGGUGCCGGUGGGAGAAGUGGAGGCAGCAGCAGCAGCAGCAGCAGCAGCAAGGAGGGGCGGGUCACUUCACCAAGGAGGAGCUGCGCGAGCUCUUCACUCUGGAGCAGACCACUGCCUGUGACACUUUGGACCUGCUGCUUCGCUCCAACUCACCCCUCUCGGCCAAAUGGCUCGCUGCUGCCACCACGGAUGCUGCUGCUGCUGGAUCCACCAUCACUGGCAGCGCCACCUCUAGCUCUGCUGCUGUUGUAGCCGCGAUGAGCAGUGGGGGAGGGAGACUGGCGGCUGGCAUUGCAGAUGAUCCCUUGAGAGAAGUGACUGGCAUGUGCGAGGGGGUCACAUUUGUGUACCACGAGAAAACAGGGUUCGAAGGCGGCACAGAGAAGACCAUCGUAGAGGCGCGUGCUGGCAGCAAGGGGCUUGCAAGUAAGCAGGGAGCACAACACGGCAGAGAAGGGACGGGAGGGUGCAAAGAGGAGGAGGAAAUCGAGGAAGAGGAAGGCAAUGUUGUUCCAGUGAUAAAAGCUGCUACUGGUGGGGGGAGUGGUGGUGCUGUGGAGACAGGCAUGUGCACGGAGAGGGUGGGACGAGCGUACGCUAGUGAGGGCACAGGUGGCGGGGCGGCAGGGGACCUGCUGACCUUCGACACCUUGAGGGCGUGGCGGAUGACAUGAUGGAAUUGUUUGGCUCAGACGUGUUCUGAGAGUGCUGUUAGUAUGUGUGGGUUUAUAGCUAAGGUGCAUGACGGAACUUCUGUUGAUUGCCAAGAAUGCAUUACUGAACCAUGUGCAGGAGACUGAUGCUUGAAAGCCACUAUGCUUGAACAAGGCAUACAUUGGGUGACAAC
Closterium sp. NIES-67 is the source of this 1576-nucleotide messenger RNA. Lineage: Eukaryota; Viridiplantae; Streptophyta; Zygnematophyceae; Desmidiales; Closteriaceae. The record is from the annotation of a GenBank genome assembly.